GCCGCCGGGUGCAGACCAGCCGAGCCCCGGACAGGAAGGAUACGCGGCGCAGCUCUCCCGUCUCUCCAUCGGCCCCAACAGCCCCACGGCUCCGACCCUCAGCACCGUGGACCGGCCCGGCAUGUGGGCGCGAGCUGUGCUGUGCGCGGCGCUGCUGUCCGCACUCGGCGGUGCUGAAAGCAGCGACUCCGCCAUGGAGGCCGACCUGGACACCAGAGCCGUGCAGGACUUCUACCAGCAAAACCCCAACCUUACCAACGAGAAGAGGCUGCUCGGGGCUCUACACGAGGUGCUGGAAAAGCUGCAGACGAAAAGAAUUCAUCCAUGGGAGAAGAAACUUGGACAAGUUCCUACCUGCGACAUGGGAGAGCACUGCGCCGUCCGCAAAGGUUCGCGGAUCGGUAAAAUGUGCGACUGUCCACGGGGAGCGUUUUGCAACUUCUUCCUUCUGAAGUGCCUGUGAACACAAAUGAGUGCAAGUUUGUAUGAACAAAUAAAAUGUUAUGUACUAUCAUAUGAUCGACGCUGUGGUAUGUAGCAUAGGAAACGUCACUUUCGAGCCCGAGUCAUUCCAAGGCCCUAUUGUUAUCAACUGAUGUGUCUACGUUAAAUAAAACCGUUUUA
Molecule: messenger RNA, 624 nt
Organism: Lampris incognitus (smalleye Pacific opah)
Lineage: Eukaryota; Metazoa; Chordata; Actinopteri; Lampriformes; Lampridae
Product: cocaine- and amphetamine-regulated transcript protein-like
Exons: 3
Coding region: 122-463 (113 amino acids)
Biological process (GO): G protein-coupled receptor signaling pathway; cellular response to starvation; positive regulation of MAPK cascade
Molecular function (GO): neuropeptide hormone activity
Source: RefSeq, a predicted model, not a curated record